This is a messenger RNA of Chilo suppressalis (striped riceborer), 602 nucleotides long. The record is from the annotation of a GenBank genome assembly. NCBI's taxonomy places the organism in Eukaryota, Metazoa, Arthropoda, Insecta, Lepidoptera, Crambidae.
AAAACGUCAAGCGUCAAGUCCACGUUUAUUUUCGUUUGCUAUUUUGUGAUAUUUUUCAUUUUCUGGACAGAAAAAUAUUGCAUUUGAAAAAAUGACUAAAAAUAAUGACGACGAUGUACUUUCAAUAAUAGCUAAUAUAAAAAAGACUCGAGAUCAAAAUGACGAAGAACUUGAUGAGAAUAACACUCAGGUAACUUUAACAGAAAUGCGCGGAAAACCGAAAUCUGGGAGGUUUUGGAAGUCGAAAAAAGAAAGGUUUUCAGCCAUAAAUAAAACAAAGGGUUUAAGACUCGACUUUCAGAAAAAGGCUGCCUUACGCUUAGAGUUAAAAAGAACUAAGGAAUUAUCUAAACAGAUCAAAGAACAGUUAAAACAAAAGGAAUUAGAGCGCAAGGAACGGCGGCGAGAAAAUAUUAAAAAAACAGAGGAAAAUAAGAAAAAAUCAGAAAUAGUGCAAGUAAUUACAAAUUCAGCUAAACUGAAGAGAAUGAAGAAGAAGCAAUUAAGAUUUAUACAGAAAAGGGAUACCAAUAAAGAAAUUGAAGCUAAUAAAUAAUAUUAACUAUCAAGACUCUUUCCUUUUUGAAAUACAAUAAAUAAAU